Messenger RNA from Portunus trituberculatus (swimming crab), 1180 nucleotides. RefSeq lists its product as uncharacterized. Bases 59 to 934 code for a protein of 291 amino acids. The record is from RefSeq and is a predicted model, not a curated record. Lineage: Eukaryota; Metazoa; Arthropoda; Malacostraca; Decapoda; Portunidae. The transcript has a single exon. Gene Ontology annotation, biological process: regulation of DNA-templated transcription. Gene Ontology annotation, molecular function: DNA-binding transcription factor activity.
GUAGAGAAUACUAAUAUUGUAAUUGUACAUUGCCAUUCAUAUAUAUUCAGACUUCAGCAUGAAUUACUCUAACCGCAACUCGUCGACGCCUCCUUACCAGACCCUCAGCCCUAACACUAACUUCUAUCUCGACACUGCGGUAGAAUACCUCGCGUCGUCGGAGGGUUGGAGCGGCUGUGAGGAAGCUAACGACAACUCGGGUUACUACUGUGACUCACGAUUUGCACUCGCCAACCCAAGAAACGUCGCGGACUGCCAGCCUGGUGAUGCCAUGCACAACGAGGAAACGAUGCCCAAUUCCACGUCGUUCCAGGCACAGCCAGUGGAUCUCCUGCCAGACCAGGCCACGGGAUACCCUCACGAGACUCCUGCUCUGCUGGAUGCAUCUUCACCCUACUGCCAUUCACUGGAUGCUGCAAACCUCGACUGGCACCACCAACCUUCAUCAUCCGAAGAGUGCUCGCUGGACGGAGAGUCUAGGGAGCGUGAGCAGUUUGGUGAUACUUUUGUCCCGAUGAGACAAUGGUCUCCCACGGAUGGGAUGUCGCAGGCAACCCAUGGCCACCUGGCGGCAGCGGUUGGAGGCACCACAAGCACGAAGACGAGUAAGCGAGGUGCGCCUCACCGCCACACUAGACAGUUCCUCGAAGGAGACGAAAAGAUUCGCAGAAUGCGCGAUCUUAACAACGAAGCAUCACAGAUUUACCGUAUAAGUAAGAAGGAUGAGAAGCUGGAAUUGCAAAUUCAGAAUCAAAAACUUGUCCAGGAAAACCGAAAUCUGCACAAGGAUUACAAUGCACUGGAAGCCCAUGCUCAGUGGUGUCGGAGGGUAUAUGGUGACUUACAGUCCAGCCUGCCUUCCAUGCCUCCCGCGCCGCGUCCUGUCUCCCCAUUCAUUCCCUGUGCUGACCACGACGCCUCCACCAUCACCUAGUAAACAAUUAGACGUCAACACCACCAAUAACCAUUUCAUUCACACAUGUAUUCCAUCAUUACGUAUUAUAUUAUUUAUUACAUUCCUUUAGCGUAGUAAUGUUUCACUGAUAAGUCAGCUUACGGGGAACGUUAAGACGGGUUCAUACGUGUCAAUUUGGGGUUGGAAAUGCUACCCGCUAAAAGUAUAAACUGAGCCGUACUUGCCGGAACACGCUCACAUAUAGCUGCUGCGAAGUAUAUAGGA